Teleopsis dalmanni is the source of this 1598-nucleotide messenger RNA. Its product is annotated as putative fatty acyl-CoA reductase CG5065. Lineage: Eukaryota; Metazoa; Arthropoda; Insecta; Diptera; Diopsidae. The transcript has 10 exons. The record is from RefSeq and is a predicted model, not a curated record. Gene Ontology annotation, cellular component: peroxisome. Gene Ontology annotation, biological process: long-chain fatty-acyl-CoA metabolic process. Gene Ontology annotation, molecular function: alcohol-forming very long-chain fatty acyl-CoA reductase (NADP+) activity. The coding region runs from base 121 to 1587 and encodes 488 amino acids.
UAAUUUCAAAAGGUGAUUGAAUAAAUUUCAAAUUUAAAGCUAGAGAAAUUUCUGGAAAUAUAUUGGAAUAUUGUGUUGGAAUAUUAUCUAUUGGAUUUUAACCAGAAUUGAUAAGCAACUAUGUUAAUUACAGAGUUUUUUGAAAAUCAGGAUAUAUUCAUAACUGGCGCUACAGGCUUCAUUGGUAAAGCCUUGCUGGACAAAUUAUUACGUUUAUCACCAAAUAUUGGAAACAUUUACGUGCUUAUACGAAGCAAAAAGGGAAAAAGUGUUCAGGAACGUUUAAAAGCGCUUUUAGAAGCUCCUGUAUUUGAGAACUCUUGGAAAGAGCAACCGCAGAAUAUAUCGAAAGUAUAUGCGAUCGAUGGCGAUACCACUAAGUUAAAACUGGGUAUUGGUAAUGAUGAUAUGGAGAAAUUGAAAAAUGUUUCAAUAUUAAUACAUGCGGCAGCUACUGUAAGAUUCGAUGAGCCUCUACAUCCUGCUAUACUUCAAAAUACACAAAGCACCUAUGAAAUUAUAAAAAUUGCAGAGAAUUUGAAACAACUUAAAGUUCUCAUGCAUGUAUCGACAACAUUUUGCAAUUCUAAUCAUACUGAGAGCGAUGAAGAGGUUUUUCAGGCUUGUGCGGAUUGGCGAACAACAAUAAGAUUAGCUCAAACUUACGAUGAAGACACGUUGGAGACCUUAAGUUUAAAAUACAUCAACCCAUCGGCAAAUACCUACACAUUUACGAAAAACUUAGCCGAGCAAAUCAUAAAUGAGUACCGUUACAAAUUACCAGUAGUAAUCUUUAGACCAUCAAUAGUUUUGCCUGCUCUUAAAGAACCAUUGCCUGGUUGGAUAGAUAAUUUAAAUGGUUCUAUAGGUCUUAUGCUAGCCUGCUCUUUGGGUAUCUUGCGUACUAAUUAUAUUACACAUUCAAUUACACACGAUCAAGUACCGGUAGAUAUGGUAGUACGUGCUAUGUUAAUAGCAUGCUUUAAGAAAGGAUAUCUUUCGAGAGACGAUAACAAUUUAGAUGUUUAUAACUUGGGCUCAAAAGACUACAUACGCGUAAAUUUAAGAGAAUUUCUUAUAAUAGCUGAAAAAGAAUGUAAAAAAAAUCCGUUUAAGAAAACAUUAUGGACUCCUGGCGGAAAACCGACAUUAUGUCCAUUUACAUUUCUAAUAAGAUAUAUUUUCCUACAACUUUUGUUGUCAUAUCUGGGAGAUAUUGGUCUGCGUUUAUCUGGACAGAAACCAUUCCUUUUUAAAUUGCAACGACGCAUUUUUGUUGCAAAUAACGCAAUUAGUUAUUUUACAAAUAGAGACUGGAUUUUUAAAAAUGACAAAUCAAUAGCUUUGGAGACUAUAAUACCAAAAUCGGAAAUUGACAAAUUUGGCUUAACGGAAUACUUACAUCGAAAUGAAGGUAAAAUUAUCGCUACUUAUAUACGCGGCUUGAAACUAUUUUUAAUGAACGAACCUGAAGAAGCCAGUAAAGGGACUUGGAGACGUUUUAAAAUCUUAACGUAUACCAAUUAUUUAUUACAAUUGUUAACUGUUUUAAUAGCAGUAAGGUUUCUUAUAUAUUUGCUUUUUUAAUAUUUCUUUGA